Colletotrichum truncatum is the source of this 210-nucleotide messenger RNA. RefSeq lists its product as uncharacterized. The record is from RefSeq and is a predicted model, not a curated record. Lineage: Eukaryota; Fungi; Ascomycota; Sordariomycetes; Glomerellales; Glomerellaceae.
AUGAUUGAAAGUAAAUGCAUUGAAGUCGACAAGGCCCAAAGCUCAACAACAACCGAAACAAGGCCCAGACUAAACAACGAGCACUGGCAAGCUCUCAUCGCUUUGUAUCGGACACUGUUAUACGAGCAUCAUGACUUUUUUUUUUGGCUUCACAACAUCCUUCCGCAAGUCCUGCGCUACACCGGCUUGCAAGCAAAUAUGAAAUGCUAG